CUCGUCUGUGUGGCUUGAUGUGGCGCAGUGCGGCGUCGACCGUGCAAGAGUCGGCGAGCAGAGCGAAGAGAAAAAACAUCGCCCGUUCCCGUCUCUCUUCCUUUUCCCCUCCCCCAGCACAUAUCCUACGGAUCCUAUCCUCUCGAUCUACGGACUACCUCUUAGCAGAAAUGGCUGUCACAGUAAGUAUCCCGUACUCCUGCCCGCUGCCCUGCGUCCCACUUGGUUUUCGGUCCCCUUCUUCUCCCGGCGGUGGUAGUAGGUUCGCCGUCCAUUCUCCCGCAUUCUCGGAAGUCACGUUCUGGGAAAAAAGCUGCGACGAGAAUGGGGCAACCGAACGAAUGCUACGCCUGUAGCACGACCCCGCUGGAUGAAAAGGUGGCUGCGAGCGACAGAGUAGCCUACUUUGGCGUCCCCUUCUGAGCUGCGCGCCAGACGGGGAUGUUCAAACGGUUUGCUCGACUGCUUGGAACCCAACCACUCACCAUCCGCACUCUUGAGCAGAAGAAGGACAACAAGGCCAAGAAGGCCCCGGUCAAGUUCACCAUUGACUGCUCCAGCCCCGCCAACGACGGUAUCUUCGACGUUGACUCCUUCGAGAAGUUCCUUCACGACCGCGUCAAGGUCUCUGGCCGCACCAACAACCUUGGAGAGGCCGUGACCAUCAGCAAGGGUGCCUCUGGAACCCUCACCGUGACCGCCUCCCCCAGCAUCCAGUUCUCCAAGCGCUACAUCAAGUACCUCACCAAGAAAUUCUUGAAGAAGCACCAGCUUCGUGACUGGGUUCGCGUCAUCAGCUCUUCCAAGAACGCUUACGAGCUCCGUUACUUCAACAUCGCUGAGGCCGAUGCUGACAACGACGGUGACGACGAAUAGAUUACUCGUCUUCUGAGUUCUCUUUUUUGUCUUGUAUGAUAUCUCUAUCACAAAAUACACUUGAGGGUUUUUGAUAAUUUAUGUUGCGAG
Messenger RNA from Fimicolochytrium jonesii, 966 nucleotides. Its product is annotated as ribosomal L22e protein family-domain-containing protein. Gene Ontology annotation, cellular component: ribosome. NCBI's taxonomy places the organism in Eukaryota, Fungi, Chytridiomycota, Chytridiomycetes, Spizellomycetales, Powellomycetaceae. The transcript is spliced from 2 exons. The coding region runs from base 442 to 876 and encodes 144 amino acids. Gene Ontology annotation, molecular function: RNA binding; structural constituent of ribosome. Gene Ontology annotation, biological process: cytoplasmic translation. The record is from RefSeq and is a predicted model, not a curated record.